This is a messenger RNA of Caenorhabditis elegans, 684 nucleotides long. It is a transcript of the gene scl-5, whose product is annotated as SCP domain-containing protein. The record is from RefSeq and is marked reviewed. NCBI's taxonomy places the organism in Eukaryota, Metazoa, Nematoda, Chromadorea, Rhabditida, Rhabditidae.
UGCGCUAUGCAUACUUCUAUUCUUCUCUUGACAGCUUUGUGCGCUGGAGCUUAUGCUCAAUUCUCCGCCAACGGACAAGCAGCCAUCCUCAAUGUCCAUAAUACUCUUCGAUCAAGAAUUGCUAAAGGAACCUAUGUGGCCAAGGGAACCGCAAAGCCUGCUGCAAGUGACAUGCUCAAGAUGAAAUGGGACGCCACUGUCGCCGCUUCAGCCCAAGCUUAUGCUAACAAGUGCCCAACCGGUCACUCUGGAGCCGCAGGACUCGGAGAGAACCUCUACUGGUACUGGACUUCUGCAACCAUCACCAACAUUGAUCAAUUCGGAGCCACCGGAUCUGCUGCCUGGGAGAAGGAGUUCCAGGACUACGGAUGGAGCUCAAACACACUUUCCAUGUCAUUGUUCAACACAGGAAUCGGACACGCUACUCAAAUGGCUUGGGCAAAGACGAAUUUGAUUGGAUGUGGUGUGAAGAACUGUGGAAAGGAUACCAAUGGAUUCAAUAAGGUCACCGUUGUCUGUCAGUACAAGCCACAAGGAAACUACUUGAACCAAAACAUCUACACAUCUGGAACCACCUGCUCAAAAUGCCCAAGUGGGACCUCGUGCGAGGCCGCUACCGGACUCUGCGCAUAAUUCUUUGCUGUUUUUGUAAAUUAUUUGCAUAAUAAUAAACUGUAGACAUUG